AUGAAUAACAACAAUCGCACCAUGAAUAUGAACGCUCCUGCCCCUCCUCCCCCUCCUCCUGCUGGUCGAGAUGGUAAGGGUGGUGGUGGCGGCCCUGACCGCGGAGGCAUCAAAAAAGUACGUUUACUCAUGCUAGAAGCAGCAGAAAUCAACACGGCUAACCUUCAUGGUCAGAGGAAUCGCGGCCUGAGAUGCCCCUGCUGCAAAAAACGGGGACACAAGGAAAACCAGUGCCAUGAGUACAGGUACCGCCUCUCUGCUGGAAAGCAGUACAUGCCCCAAUACCAAGAAAGAGUGGCCAAUCGGGGUCGCGGUCGUGGUCGUGGCGGUCGUGGCGGUCGUGGCGGUGGUAGUGGUGGUGGUGCACACCACGGCCAGCAGGCCCCUCCUGCCCCCGGUCACCAGGCCCCAGAGGCUCGGACUCCCCCAGCCGAAAACGCCCAAGAACAGGGCAAUCAAGCCCCGGCUGGCCCGACUCCUGAUGUGGAGGAUCAGGUCCUCACUCUCCUGGAGGGGAUGAGUGACGAUGCCAGAUCCCGCCUCAUAAACCGAAUCCAACUGGCAGUGCUGCCAGGCAGGGAGGCAAAUAAGGAGAGCGACCAUGCCAUGGGCUAA
Molecule: messenger RNA, 615 nt
Organism: Aspergillus wentii DTO 134E9
Lineage: Eukaryota; Fungi; Ascomycota; Eurotiomycetes; Eurotiales; Aspergillaceae
Exons: 5
Coding region: 1-615 (204 amino acids)
Source: RefSeq, a predicted model, not a curated record